AAAAGAAUAGUAAAUCAGAAACAUAAACUCAAGGGUUUCUCGGCAGACACGCUGCGAGGCUGCUUCUUCUUCUUGCUCCUCUUUCAUCAGUUCCAUGGGAAGCGCCCAGUUAAAGACAGAGGAAGAGCUCCGUAAGGAGAUUGAUGAGCUCCAACGCCAGCAACGCGAGAUUACAGAGCGGCUUCGAGAUCCAAGGGGACUUCGUAGGGGGCGCUUAUCGGGCGCUGGUCCUCGCAACUUUGCCGCCAAUGGAGCUCGUCAAAGAAGCUUCUCUCGAUACGGAGAUAGGGUCGAUGCAGAAGAUCAACCUCCAGCUAAACGGCGACUUUCUUCAGCCGUUGUCAAGGUGGAAGAUGGGGAGAUCACUGAGGAUGCCGAGGAGGCAAAGGAUGUGCUGAAUGAUGCUGCUAAUAAAGGAACUGCUGGGACUGCCGCUGAUACGAGCGAUAGGAAGUCAUUUAAUCUGCAGCAGAGUGGUUGGUCUAGGAAGGAUGGCAACCAAAGAGCUGUGAAAAAGGAUUUUGAAGUUCUGGCUACUGAGCAUGUUCCAAGGGUAUUGCCGAAGGAUGAGGACCCGAGCUUGAUUAAUAGGAAUAAAAGAAUGCUGGGGCAGCUUUUGGGGACGUUAGAGAAAUUCAGGAAAGAAGAUAUGAAACUUUCAGGAACUGAAGCAUUCAUGCGGAGAUCGGAUUCUUUGCAAAGAGCUGAGCAAAGAGCACGUGAAGAAAGUGAAAGGCUCAGGCAACAAGAGCGUGAAAAGAUUGCAGAAAAGCGGAGGAGAGAUCUGACUUUACGGGCCCGUGUUGCUGCCAAGACAGAAGAGAAGAAAUUGGAAUUGCUGUUUCUUCGGUGGAGUGAACACCAUAAAAAACUUUGCAAAUUUAUAAGGACCAAGGCAGAGCCUCCAAUAUAUUAUAUGCCUAGCAGACCAAUGGAUGAAGAUUCAACCUUGGUUGAGCAUCAAAAGGAACAGGCAUUCCUAGAAUGGCAGACUGCCAGGAGAGCAGAAUUGUCCGAGUAUCAGAAACAGAUCGGUGACCAAUAUAUUGCCAAUGUUGAAAAGGAGUUGGAAAGGUGGCAAAAUGCAAGGAAAGUAAAGAAAGCAAACAAUGAUAUGUUGAACUUGCAGGAAACAAUGGACAAAGAAUUGGACACCCAUAGGCUUGAGCAUGGUCCCAAGAAAAGAAAAAUUCCUGAUGGAAGCAACAAUGAAGAAGACGAUGAUGAUGUGGAGGAUAUCAAUGUUGGGGAGGAUGACAUUAUGGAUGAUGUGCUAGAUGUGGAUGACAACAACAGGAGGGCUGAUGAAACAGCUAGGCCAGAUGCUGAUACUGCUAGUCCAAUUGCUGAUAAGGAUUAAAGCUAUUACUGGAGGACUUUUUUCUCUUUUUCCUUAAAAAAAUCCUGUGUUUUUUUUUUAAGCGCAGGACAACCAAUUUUUCUUAUCUCACUUAGUAUUAUUUUCUCAUCUUGUUUUAUUUAUCUACAUGUCUACACAGUUUGGGAGAUAAUUAUAUAAAUUUGUGUUUAAUAUUUUAGCAUAAAAAACUGCAUUGGAUGAUUAUA
This is a messenger RNA of Ziziphus jujuba (common jujube), 1566 nucleotides long. RefSeq lists its product as uncharacterized. NCBI's taxonomy places the organism in Eukaryota, Viridiplantae, Streptophyta, Magnoliopsida, Rosales, Rhamnaceae. Bases 95 to 1360 code for a protein of 421 amino acids. Gene Ontology annotation, cellular component: catalytic step 2 spliceosome. The record is from RefSeq and is a predicted model, not a curated record. The transcript is spliced from 10 exons.